Messenger RNA from Vitrella brassicaformis, 1498 nucleotides. The record is from the annotation of a GenBank genome assembly. Lineage: Eukaryota; Vitrellaceae.
CCACACUGACACGCACGGUCACUCGCUCAACACACGAGAGUUGAACGACUCAGUCUACGGCUACGUCCAGCCGGUUGCCGAACGCCACUUGUGCGUCGGCUCCCAUCACCUUCCGCACCACUCUCACUGUCUGGGUGAACCUGGCGGCUCCGACCCCCAUGACGGGACGCUCCGUCGUGAAGAGGAAGGCGUGGGCACUGAUGGAGCUGCUGUAGAUGAAGAUGUGUGCCGUAAAUGUGUGGUUGGGCUGGUCGCCGUGCAGCACUAUCACGCGGAAAAAGACUCCUCCUAGCCCGCGGAGGGCAAAUUGGCGGAAGGUGCUGAUGGUGUGGCGGUUCCAGACGGGCGGCUGCUGAGUCAAGAGCUGACGCUGAAGAGAACGAGAGAUAUGACAAUGAGUGGGGGGGCUGCUGGUGAGAAACUCGUGUGGGUGUGGGUGUGAGUGACCAGACGGUGGUAGCGUGCGUUGGCAUCGUUGUGCGGGUAGACAAGAUGGUCCGCGACCUCCGAUCCUCCAGAACACAUCCUGAUCAGACACAUGAUGGCAGGACGGUGCAGCCACUGUGUGUUUGUGCAUCAUUCUCCUCAUCUUCCUCACCGACACAACACAGCGUCGCGAACUGAAGCAUAGUCAUUACCUGCAAACACACAUACACACACGCACACACGUGGUCCAUUGCCCAUAGCUCUCUGCCCCCCUCCCCACCUCCGUCAUCCUCACACACGGGGUUGGCGGGGUCGAGUCCAUUGUGGAAGGGGUGGCCGGCCGGCAGCGUCUGCAGUGUGCGGAUGGUGAGGGGACUCCCACCGAGCCGCUCCUCGCCAUCAUCGUCGCGCUCCAGAGCGAUGUUGAUGUGGCGCUGGAUGAGUGAGAGCUGCCGCAGCGCCUCACACCGCCCGUCGAACACCGCCCGCCUGCCCACCCCCUCCACAUCAGCACCGGUCAGCUCUAUCGGCAACCGCUCCACCCGCUCCUGGUGCUUGGCCACCCUCACUAUGGGCUCCCACCCCGCCCACUCGCCGCUGUUGUCGAUGAAGUACACCAGCCGCAGCAGACGACCGAUGGAAGUCAGGUCAGGGGAGAGCGUGAUGAUGUCUUUGAUGCCCUUGGCGGCCAGCUGGGCGUCUAUUUUUUCCUUGACGCGCUGCAGCAGAGUGCUCUCGAUGGUCUCCUUGUUAUGGUGCAGCCGCCGCUGUUGCUGGGUGAGGGAUCUGCUGGCGAUCUGUGCGAGGAGUGCGCGUCCGUUGGCCUCCGAGCGGGCCACUUGGCUGAUCAAGAAGGGUAGCGGUUCUUGAGGGCUGGUGGGGCGGCCGUGGCCCGACGAGGACAUUGCCUGAUGGAUGGAUGGAACCAACAUGACAGCAGAGAGGCACCGUGAAUCUCUGUGUGUGCAUCCUUCACCUGUGGCUGAGGCAAGUGGGCUACAUGGGCAGCAGCAGCAGCGGACGAGGACGACGCUGCAGCCGCCAUGCCAGAUGCAAGAAGGAGAGGGGCGAG